GGAGCUGCGGGCGUCUCUCCGUCUCCCCCGUGAACCGGCGGCGCGAUGGCGGCUGCGGCGGAGCGCGUCGACGAGCUGGUGCGGGAAUACUUGCUGUUCCGUGGCUUCACCGGCACGCUGAAACAACUGGACGCGGAGAUCAAGGCAGACAAGGAGAAAGGCUUCCGGGUGGACAAGAUAGUGGACCAGCUUCUGCAGUUUGUUCACAGCUAUGAUCUAGCUGCCCUUCGAGAGUACUGGAGUUAUCUCGACAGACGCCUUUUCAGUCGACUGGAGGAUAUGUAUCGACCUACAGUGAACAAGCUGAAAAUCAGUUUAUACCGGUAUUAUCUCAUUCAUGCUGUGCAGACAAACAGAAAUGACAAGAUACAGGAGUUCUUUCUCAAACAAGCUUCUGAACUUCAAAAUCAGACUGAAUGGAAGGACUGGUUUGUUCUGCCUUUUAUCCCAAAUCCAGAUGCAAACCCUAUCUUUGCUAUGUAUUUUUCCCGUCAGUGGGUAGACGUUUUCAUUGUUUCUCUACAUAACUUCCUCAGUGUUUUAUUUCAGUGCAUGCCUGUGCCAGUGAUUCUGAACUUCGAAGCAGAAUGUCAGCGGAACAAUAUCCUGCAAGAAAAAAAUGAAAUCCUGUGUCAAAAGUUGUUUGCUUUGCAAGCAGAGUACUCCCAUAUGAAAAAAGAGGAACAGCAGCAGGAGGAGGAGGAGGAGGAUGAUUUGAUGCUUCAUCAUAAGCUUCCUUCAUAUGUGGUCAACAUGGACCAUCUGGGGGACUCAGAGCUUGACUUGACAUGCAGCCAAAGGAGCACUGCACACUCUCUACAGGCCCGAGGAGGAUUUCUGUCUUCCUUGCUACCUCAGAGCAAAAAGGGCCCUGCUAGAACAACCCAGCCAACAGGAGCCAUCUCAGCACAGGCAGGAACAACACAAGGAAACAGAAAAGAGCUGUCAAACCACCAGAUCACCAGAGGGAAAGAGGCAGCAAUUGGAGGCAAGGAAUCAAAAAGCUACUUCAGUGGUAUGGUUGCCACGGAGCCUAGCUCAGUACAACAGAAUCAGAGACGCAUACAGGAUCAUGGAAAGGAAAGGAAAGAGUUGGGACCCAAAAUAACUUUCCAGGUACUGCAGCUAGUGUGUCUUGUGUGGAUAGGACAAUUUCUCCCCCUCUCCCGCCCCCAGCAGUAUUUCUGAGUGCUGUGAACUAUGUGUUGAUAUUCUACUGUAACCAGCUGAUUGUUGUAAGGGAAAAUGUCCCAUGAAGUCUGAACAGUUGCUUAUUUGUUUGGUGUUUUUUUUUAAUGAGUCACCU
Python bivittatus (Burmese python) is the source of this 1306-nucleotide messenger RNA. The record is from RefSeq and is a predicted model, not a curated record. Lineage: Eukaryota; Metazoa; Chordata; Lepidosauria; Squamata; Pythonidae.